UCCUGUCCGUUUCUCCUGCCUCCUUCCUCCAACCCGGGGGCACUGACAAUGAACACCAUGGUCAGCGUGGAUGCCCUUCCGGAAUAUGAGAAAAGUCAGAUCAAGCGAGCCCUGGAGCUGGGGACGGUCAUGACGGUGUUCAGCUUCCGCAAGUCCACCCCGGAGCGGAGGACGGUCCAGGUGAUCAUGGAGACGCGGCAGGUGGCCUGGAGCAAGACUGCGGACAAGAUCGAGGGCUUCCUGGAUAUCAUGGAGAUCAAGGAGAUUCGCCCAGGGAAGAACUCCAAGGACUUUGAGCGUGCAAGAGCAGUCCGCCAGAAGGAAGACUGCUGCUUCACCAUCUUGUACGGCACCCAUUUCGUCCUCAGCACACUCAGUUUGGCAACUGACUCCAGGGAGGAUGCCAUUACGUGGCUCUCAGGCCUGAAAAUCUUACACCAGGAAGCCAUGAGCGCAUCCACGCCCACCGUCAUCGAGAGUUGGCUGAGAAAACAGAUUUAUUCUGUAGAUCAAACCAGAAGAAACAGAUCCGACCUGUGCAGCGCCAGCUACCAUGGUGAGGGCGGGGUCUCCAAGGGACGAGCACCCUGCAUGGGUGUGGCCCGCAGUCCGGACCUGUUUCCCCGGCCAUCUGGGGCUAGCAGCCUCAGUGAUGGGGCAUCCCCGUCCCUGGCUGCUGCGGAUUCUCAGCCGCAUGUAAGAUGGACGCCUCACCCGGGCUGGUUCUCGAGCCUGCUGGCGACCAUCAACUUAAGGAGGGUGGAGCCAGGCAAAGUCUGCAGAGGCGGGAGUCCAGGGGAGGCCCCGGGCUGGAGCCUGCCGCCUCUCACACAAAUGCUCCUGGAGUCGCUGUGGGGCGCUUGCUGGGCUGGGCCCGCUUCAGAGUGUUUGGACGACUGUGGAAGGAAGGCUGUAGGACCUCUCGGGGAGCCUCGGACCCUGCUCUCCUGUCUCGCCCUCCACCUGGAGCCCUGUGUGUUCUGCUCUCGGUUGGUGCUCAGUGAAAAAUGCAUCAGCCUCCGAGAGUUGAAGGCCAUCUUACCCCUGGUCAAUUUCAAAGUGAGCAGUGCCAAGUUCCUCAAAGAUAAGUUUGUGGAAAUUAGUGCACACAAAGAUGAACUCAGCUUUGAACAGUUUCAUCUCUUCUAUAAAAAACUUAUGUUUGAGCAGCAAAAACUGAUUCUUGAUGAAUUCAAAAAGGAUUCCUCUGUGUUCAUCCUGGGGAACACUGACCGGCCCGAUGCCUCUGCCGUUUACUUGCAGGACUUCCAGAGGUUUCUUGUACACGAGCAGCAGGAGCUUUGGGCUCAGGAUCUAAACAAAGUCCGGGAGCAGAUGACCAAGUUUAUUGACGACACCAUGAGGGAGACCGCCGAACCCUUCUUGUUUGUGGACGAGUUCCUCACGUACCUGUUUUCCCGAGAAAACAGCAUCUGGGACAGGAAGCAUGAUGUGGUGGACAUGCAGGACAUGAACAACCCCUUGUCCCAUUACUGGAUCUCCUCGUCCCAUAACACGUACCUCACAGGUGACCAGCUGCGCAGCGAGUCAUCCACAGAAGCGUACAUCCGCUGCCUGCGCAUGGGCUGCCGCUGCAUUGAGCUGGACUGCUGGGACGGGCCCGACGGGAAGCCCAUCAUCUACCACGGCUGGACACGGACCACCAAGAUCAAGUUCGAUGACGUCGUGCAGGCCAUCAGAGACCACGCCUUUGUCACCUCGAGCUUCCCGGUGAUCCUGUCCAUCGAGGAGCACUGUGGCGUGGAGCAGCAGCGGCACAUGGCCAGGGUGUUCAAGGAGGUGCUUGGUGACCUGCUGCUGACCAAGCCCACGGAGGCCAGCGCCGACCAGCUGCCCUCACCCAGCCAGCUGCGGGAGAAGAUCAUCAUCAAGCAUAAGAAGCUGGGCCCCCGAGGUGAUGUGGACGUGAACGUGGAGGACAAGAAAGACGAGCACAAGCAACAGGGUGAACUGUACAUGUGGGACUCCAUCGACCAGGUGGGCCCGGGUCCCUCCCCACACCCGCUGUGGACGCUGACCUCCCCGCCCCUCGCAGACCCUGCCGCAGAGCCCGUGAGCGUCCUGGCGCUGCCACUGAGCCAGCUUUGUCUUCAUAAUCAACCUUUCUCUUUGGCAUUCUUAAUAUCUGACUUUGAAAUAACUUCCUAUGCGCUGAACUCACAUGUAGCCCAGAAGUGGACUCGGCACUACUGUGCCAUUGCUGACGCCAAGCUGUCCUUCAGCGAUGACAUUGAGCAGGCUGUGGAGGAGGAACUGUCCCAGGACCUUCCACCCACGGAGCUGCAUUUGAGGGAGAAAUGGUUCCACAAGAAGAUGGAAAAGAGGACAAACGCAGAGAAGCUGCUGCAGGAGUACUGUGCUGAGGCGGGCGCCAAGGACGGCACCUUCCUUGUGCGGGAGAGUGAGAGCCACCCCAAUGCCUACACCCUGUCCUUCUGGCGGUCGGGCCGUGUGCAGCACUGCCUGAUCCGCUCCACUGUGGAGAACGGCGCCAUGAAGUACUACCUGACUGACAAUCUCAAGUUCAGCAGCAUCUACGACCUCAUCCAGCACUACCGCGAGUCGCACCUGCGCUGUGCCGAGUUCGAGCUGCGGUGGUACUACGACGGGCUGAGCCGUGGAGAGGCGGAGGACAUGCUGAUGAGGAUACCCCGAGAUGGAGCCUUCCUCAUCCGGAAGCGGGAAAAGAAGCAUGAAGGCAUAGAGGACUCCUACGCCAUCACCUUCAGGGCCAGGGGCAAGGUGAAGCACUGUCGCAUUAACCGGGAUGGCCAUCACUUUGUUCUGGGAACGUCUGCCUAUUUCGAGAGCUUGGUGGAGCUAGUCAGUUACUACGAGAAACACACCCUCUACCGAAAGAUGCGGCUGCGCUACCCUGUGACCCCUGAGCUCCUGGAGCGCUAUAAUAUGGAAAGAGACAUAAACUCCCUCUAUGACGUCAGCAGGAUGUAUGUGGAUCCAAGUGAGAUCAACCCUUCUAUGCCUCAGAGGACUGUGAAAGCUCUGUAUGACUACAAAGCCAAGCGCAGUGACGAGCUGAGCUUCUGCCGCGGCGCCCUCAUCCACAACGUAUCCAAGGAACCCGGGGGCUGGUGGAAAGGAGACUAUGGCACCCGAAUCCAGCAGUACUUCCCAUCCAACUACGUGGAGGACAUUUCCACGGUAGAAGGGGAGGAGCUGGAAAAGCAGAUUAUCGAAGAUAACCCCCUAGGUUCUCUUUGCAGAGGAAUACUGGACCUCAACACUUACAACGUCAUGAAAGCCCCACAGGGGAAAAACCAGAAGCCUUUUGUCUUCAUCCUGGAGCCCAAGAAGCAGGGUGACCCUCCGGUGGAAUUUGCCACGGACAGGGUGGAGGAGCUCUUUGAGUGGUUUCAGAGCAUCCGGCAGAUCACCUGGAAGAUCGACACCAAGGAGAACAACAUGAAGUACUGGGAGAAGAACCAGUCAAUCGCCAUUGAGCUCUCUGACCUGGUUGUCUACUGCAAACCAACCAGCAAAACCAAGGACGAUUUAGAGAACCCCAACUUCCGAGAAAUCCGCUCCUUUGUGGAGACAAAGGCUGACAGCAUCAUCAGACAGAAGCCCGAGGAUCUCUUGAGGUAUAAUCAGAAGGGCCUGACCCGCGUCUACCCGAAAGGACAGAGGGUUGACUCUUCAAACUAUGAUCCCUUUCGUCUGUGGCUGUGUGGUUCCCAGAUGGUGGCGCUCAAUUUCCAGACUGCAGACAAGUACAUGCAGCUGAAUCACGCACUAUUUUCACUCAAUGGGCGGACAGGCUAUGUCCUGCAACCUGAGAUCAUGCGGACGGGGAAGUAUGAGCCAAUGCCACCAGAGUCACAGCGCAAGAUCCAGAUGACACUCACCAUCAAGGUCCUUGGUGCCCGCCACCUCCCCAAGCCCGGACGAAGUAUUGCUUGUCCCUUUGUAGAGGUGGAAAUUUGUGGGGCGGAAUAUGACAACAACAAGUUCAAGACAACAGUUGUGAGUAAGUAGCCUCAGCUCUUUCUUCUAAAUGCAGAGCGGGUGGAAUCCGAUGUGGGCUGCUAUCUUUGGAGAUUUUGGAGUGUACUCUUGUCGCCCAGGCUUUUUCAGUGACCCCUCUUGUCCACUGUGGUUCAGCUUGGAGAUGGGAUACACUGGACUUGUACCCUCUGCUGUCUGUCACUCAAGUUAGGAGCC
This is a messenger RNA of Fukomys damarensis (Damara mole-rat), 4203 nucleotides long. Its product is annotated as 1-phosphatidylinositol 4,5-bisphosphate phosphodiesterase gamma-2. Gene Ontology annotation, biological process: phosphatidylinositol-mediated signaling; positive regulation of epithelial cell migration; phospholipid catabolic process. Bases 49 to 4017 code for a protein of 1322 amino acids. NCBI's taxonomy places the organism in Eukaryota, Metazoa, Chordata, Mammalia, Rodentia, Bathyergidae. The transcript is spliced from 32 exons. Gene Ontology annotation, molecular function: protein binding; phosphatidylinositol-4,5-bisphosphate phospholipase C activity. The record is from RefSeq and is a predicted model, not a curated record.